Erigeron canadensis is the source of this 522-nucleotide messenger RNA. RefSeq lists its product as uncharacterized. The transcript is spliced from 2 exons. The coding region runs from base 1 to 522 and encodes 173 amino acids. NCBI's taxonomy places the organism in Eukaryota, Viridiplantae, Streptophyta, Magnoliopsida, Asterales, Asteraceae. The record is from RefSeq and is a predicted model, not a curated record.
AUGCUUGAAGCAGUUACUUCGUAUGAUUUGUGGAUUUGGCAUGCUUACUUUGAUCCUGCAGGUUCGAACAACGACAUCAACGUCCUUAAUGAAUCAGAUUUCUUCGAUGAUCUACUCCAAGAUAGGGCCCCCGAAAUGCAAUAUACUAUUAACGGCGAAAAGUUUACGAAGGGAUAUUAUCUAGCUGACGAUAUUUAUCCUGAAUGGGCCAUACUAGUUAAGUCUUUUAAAUGCCUGAUGGACCCAAAGACUACAAAGUUCAAGCGCUACCAAGAAGCUGCAAGAAAGGAUAUCGAACAAGCUUUCGUGGUGCUUCAAGACAACGGUAGCGCAAUUUCUGACCUUGAGGAAGAUUAUUUGGCCAGUGAUCCAACUAAUAUGACAACACGUACGUGGGAUGAAAGGGUUGCAAAGAAAAUGCGGGUCUUCGCGGAGUUAGGUGAUAUAAGGACGCACCAUCGACUUCGCAAUGCCCUAGUGGAACAUGUUUGGAACCUUCUGAAAAAUUACCGUCAACGUUGA